CGCUUUCAAUACAAUUGCGCCAAAUCUAUUGCACCACCCUCUUUCAGCUGGGCCCCCGUUUGGGCCAACCAAAAGGCACAGGGGCGCGGCGUCAGGACGGUGCACGAGGCGCCGGAGGAUAUACCGCCGCCGCUCCUGGGCGGCGACAGCGAGGAGGACGGGGCCGUCACCCGAGGCAUCGCGCUGCGGUACCAGUUCGAGGCCCUGCUGAACGAAGUGCGCUACCCUCCGAGCGCCCUGCAGUGCAGCUGGCGGCUCCGGCCGACGGGGCACCCCGUGCCCGAGGACCUCGUUGACGACGUCCCCCCGCGACCCUUCGAGCUCCGGAGCAACGCGGACAGCGCCCCGGCGCCUCAGCCGCCGCACUUCGCGCAGCACCCCCUGCGCCCAGAGCAGCUCAAGAGCCUGGGCUGGAUGCUGGAGCAGGAGUGCGGUCGUGGCCUGGGCCCGUUCCAGGUCGAGUGGCGGCGCUACUGGACCACCAAGCCGGAGGAGAUCGACGAGAACGCGUGCAUGAGCCUGGUGUCCCGCGGCAUGCGGGUGUCGAUUACGCCCGCACGAUGCCUCAAGAACAGUCCCCAGGAGAAAACGGUGUGCACGGUCAAGAAAGUAGGAAGGUCUGCGGUCACUGUUUCGUCGCCUUCUGGUGACGACAUCGAUUGCCCUGUCAGCAAGCUCGACGGCUUUUCCCUUCACGAGGUCAUGCCGUUGCCGUUGGAGGCUGGGUGCCUCGUGCGAGUUCGCGGGGACGUGGCCGUCCCGAAGUACGGCUGGGGAAACAUCGACCACGAUUGCUUGGGAGUGGUGAAGUGCGUGCAGAACGAGGAUGUGCUCGUCUUGUUCGACAAGUCUGUGCGGGCCAGGAGACUUGGCACGGGAUGAAGAGCGAGAUGGAGAGGGUGUCCCUUGACACGGCGGGAUCGAGCAACAACAUGCACCCUGAGCUCCGGGUCCAGGCUUCUUACGACGUGAGGGGCGGCAUAUUGGGGGACAAGAUUGGCUUCGGGAAGACGGCCACGACCAUCGGCCUGAUCGAUGCCACGUCCGCGUCUCCCCUGCCAGCGGUCCCGGCGAUCGAUAGGGGCAGGUUCAUCCCCGCGAAGGGCACGUUAGUGAUCGUGCCCUCCAACCUCUUCGAGCAGUGGCUGACCGAGAUCUCCAAAUUCACGUGGGAUGGCCAGAACCUGAAGAAGAGGAUGUCCGGGGGCUGGUCUCCUGCCGGCUGCCCCCUGCGGGUCUUCGCCGCCUGCGACGUGCGCGCCGUCGCCGCGGCGAAGGCCUCGGCGCUGGCGGAGGCCGACGUCGUGCUCUGCUCCUACCGGCUGCUGUACUCGCAGGUUUACUUGAACAGGCGGAGAGAGCUUGUGAACUGCUGCACAGAACUGGGAGCGGUCACGGGGUCAUCGGCGUUGCACAAGCUGGAGCUGGUCACCGAGUCGCUCAUGCAGGGUCACGGCCAAUUUCAUGUGCCCAGCGGCAAAGCCGUUCGUGAAGACCGGCGCUACGAGUCCACAUGGCAAGAGCUGAGGUUCCCCCUCCUGGAGAUGUUCUACUGGCGCAGAGUGGUCUUCGAUGAGUUCCACGAGCUGGAGAGCUUCGAGAGCGCCCAGCAGAACAUCCUGCAGCACCUCCGGUCGCACUUCCGGUGGGGCCUCACCGGCACUCCUCCCGUGGACACCACUGCGGGUGGCAUCUUCAUGUCCUCCCUGUUCCGAGUCGACAUCAUAGGCGGAGGCCCGCGUUGGCUGAAGAAUCCGACGCGCCCAAACUUGGGGGAGUUCGAGACUGACUGCCUCGUCACGUCGCACGCGGAGAGCUUCGUGGGGCACUACGUGCGCCAGAACGUCGCGGACCUGCCCCACAUACGCAUAGAGCACAGCACCGUGCUCGUGACGCACUCGGCCGAGGAGCGGGCCGUGUACCUGGGGCAACUCCACGACUCGCCCGCGCGGUCCAACGAGAGCCUCUCCUCCCCGGACGGCAGGGUGAAGGACUCGGCGUUCGAGGCCCUCGAGAGGCUGCUCAAGCUGUGCUCCCACUUCCAGCCCGGGGGCGAGACCAGCUCGGACGCCAAGGAG
Molecule: messenger RNA, 2078 nt
Organism: Prorocentrum cordatum
Lineage: Eukaryota; Dinophyceae; Prorocentrales; Prorocentraceae
Source: the annotation of a GenBank genome assembly